Messenger RNA from Elephantulus edwardii (Cape elephant shrew), 474 nucleotides. It is a transcript of the gene BLOC1S3, whose product is annotated as biogenesis of lysosomal organelles complex-1, subunit 3. The record is from RefSeq and is a predicted model, not a curated record. Gene Ontology annotation, cellular component: BLOC-1 complex. The transcript is spliced from 2 exons. Bases 1 to 474 code for a protein of 157 amino acids. NCBI's taxonomy places the organism in Eukaryota, Metazoa, Chordata, Mammalia, Macroscelidea, Macroscelididae.
AUGGCGACCCAGGGCCGUCGGCGGAGGCCACAGCGGAGACCCGAGACGGUGGUGCCCGGGGAGGCGGCCGAGACAGACUCGGAGCUCUCAGCAUCCUCGUCGGAGGAGGAACUGUACCUAGGACCUUCGGGCCCGACGCGAGGCCGCCCCACCGGACUGCGGGUGGCCGGGGAGGCCGCCGAGACCGACUCGGAGCCGGAGCUGGAGCUGACGGCCGCGCCCGGGGACCUGCCUCCGCUCGUGGUGGAGCGGGAGCUGGCGGGGGAAGCCUGGGGCGCCGUGGAGGGCCCGGCGGCCGCCCCUGCGCGCUCUCUGCUGCAGCUCCGGCUGGCCGAGAACAGCGUGCGCCUGGCGCGCGGGGACCUCUGUGCGCUGGCUGAGCGCCUCGACAUCGUGGCCAGCUGCCGCCUGCUGCCCGACAUCCGCGGCGUCCCGGGGACCGAGCCCGAGCAGACCUCAGGCCCGCGAGCCUAG